This is a messenger RNA of Cyphomyrmex costatus, 1256 nucleotides long. Its product is annotated as L-galactose dehydrogenase. Gene Ontology annotation, cellular component: cytosol. The transcript is spliced from 8 exons. NCBI's taxonomy places the organism in Eukaryota, Metazoa, Arthropoda, Insecta, Hymenoptera, Formicidae. The record is from RefSeq and is a predicted model, not a curated record. Gene Ontology annotation, molecular function: L-galactose dehydrogenase activity. Bases 182 to 1216 code for a protein of 344 amino acids.
UUCCACUCUUGUUGUUCAAAGGACGGUUACAUCAUAAGUGCAUAUGUGAUAACGCUCUUUAUUGAAGUCCGUUCACUUGAAUGAUAAAAGCUCAAUCCAAAUUUUAUUGCCGUUGUGAGACGUGGUCAUCUCAAUAAAACUCCAUUAUCACUGCAAUAUCUGGAAACCAAUAAACAAAAACAUGUUUCCUCCCACCUACGUUGAGGGUUUUCAUGAUCCCGAAGCGGUAAAAGCUAUGGAAUACAAAGAGCUCGGAAAAACAGGGAUGUUUGUAAGCAAAUUAGGUUUUGGUGGCGCUACGCUAUGUGGUAUUUACAAUUUAAGUAACGAAGCAGAGGCUAUCGAAACUGUACGCCAGGCAAUAAAGCAAGGCAUCAAUUAUAUUGAUACAGCACCGUGGUACGGUCAAGGUCAAUCCGAAACAAUGCUUGGCAAGGCCUUAAAGGGGAUUCCGCGCAAAGCUUAUUAUAUUUCGACGAAAGUUGGCAGAUACGAGAAAGAUUGGGACAAUAUGUUCAAUUUCACCGUCGAGAAAGUUCGGAAUAGUUUCAAAAAGAGUUUAGAAUUGUUGGAACUGGAUUACGUUGAUCUUAUUCAGAUUCACGAUAUCGAAUUUGCACUCACAAUGGAUGUAAUAAUCACACAAACCUUGCCGGAAUUAUCGAAAUUCGUGGCUGAUGGCAAAGCCAGGCAUGUAGGUAUAACUGGGUAUCCAGUGUCCGUACUAAAAGAAUGCGUCGAAAAGAGUAACGUAAAUAUAGCCAGUGUAUUGAGUUAUUCUAGACUUACUCUCAUCGAUGACACUUUGUCGGAGUACAUUCCAUUCUUCAAGAAGCACAAAAUCGGUUUAAUUAACGCCGCUGCACCAUGUAUGGGUUUGUUAACGAAUAACGGGCCACAGAGCUGGCAUAUGGCUUCCGACGAGACGAAGAAACAAUGCGCGAAAGCCGCACAGUACUGCAAGGAUCGCGAUAUAGAACUCUGCAAACUGGCGGUAUGGCAUUCCAUGCAAUAUGCGGAUGUAAACACCCAUUUAGUUGGAAUACAAAACAUGAAGCAGUUGCAGAUAAAUUUGGAUGUGACAGUAAAUGGCAUUACGGAAAAAGAAAAGAAAGUGCUGCGCGAAAUUCAAGAAAAGUUUUUAUCAACGGUAAAAAAUCAACACUGGGAAGGUCAAGAGAUCAUUACAUACCGAAAAGCCAUCAAGAAGAAAUGAGAAAAAUAUAUAUAUUUUUAUUUUUGUUCUUUAUAUAUCU